Molecule: messenger RNA, 2061 nt
Organism: Thermochaetoides thermophila DSM 1495
Lineage: Eukaryota; Fungi; Ascomycota; Sordariomycetes; Sordariales; Chaetomiaceae
Exons: 4
Coding region: 1-2061 (686 amino acids)
Biological process (GO): DNA-templated transcription
Molecular function (GO): DNA binding; zinc ion binding
Source: RefSeq, a predicted model, not a curated record
AUGCAGACAGCGCAGCAAGUCACGCCGUCUCAAAUACACCCUUCGUUCUUGGAAGUCGAUCAAAACGCGAUCAAGACAGACAGCACUAAGUCUCCUCAGGCCAUGGAUGGUGCAGCCCCCAGAGACAGCGUAACCGAAGGAUCACCCAAAAAAGCACUACUCCACCAGUCACAGAGUCCAGAUGCGUUUUCGCCGUCCCCGCAUGCCCGCGUCCACGAAGGCAAUCUGGAUGAGUUUAUGCAGAUGGGGAACGACUUUGGGAUGCAGGAAACGGUCACUUAUCAGGACCUCAUGAUGUGGCCAGACUUCUCAAUGGAACUCGACAUGUAUCCAGGGACCAUUCCGUUGAUGAGAACCGAUGUUUCAAUGCCAGCCUUUCCAGAAUUCAGCGACACAUCGUCAUCAGAAUCCAUGGGAACUGCUUCGUCACGGAGCUCUAUUCAUACCCGUGGUACCAGCAUCAUGUCCACAGGCGACUUCGACACCAGCAUAAAGCCAUCAGAGUUUGCGAUGGCUGCUCUUUCUGAUGAGUCAAUUCCCGAGUUCGAGGUUGUCCUGGCAGCUGAAGCCUCGUGGAACUUCGCCCGAUGCAACCCUCCCUCGUCAGCAGGAUCAUGUCCGCGGACAGCAAUCGUUCAUCUUGAGUGUUUAGAACAGAAAUCAAAGCAUGAGGGCACUUGGAGCUCACUUGAGAAGUACCUAGAGCAGGUUGAAUGGGAUCCUUCCGACGUAGCCUCUGUUGUCCCUCUAACACCACGUACCCGCGACAAGAUGCUCGCAAUUACGCAGAGCUUCCUCCACAAGGCGCUCGACAUACACAGAGGAAGCCUCAGCAAUGGUGGCUAUCCCAAGGCUUCCUCGCCAGGUGAUUUCAGUUUUCUUGUUUUGCCACCAAAUAACAUCCUCGAAUACUUCUUGCGGAGCUACGUCAGGAGCCUCUCUGUGUACUAUCCUCUUGUCACAACCUGUGUUGAUCCCAACGAGAUGCUUCAAAACAACCAAGCCUCAACAUUGCUUUUCCUACUCAUGAUCGCGCAAGGAGCUGCAGCAAUGCCUAUAGCAGAGGCUCGUUAUCUCUCUGCCGGUUUGACCGAAACAUGCCGGAUAUCAUUAUUCGACAUUGUUGAGAAAGAUAUUGAGCUGGCAUCGGAUCCGACAACUCUUCGAUGCGCCUUAUUAUUUAUCGUUCUAGGGGCUUGGAGUGGGGAUAAAUGGCUAAUGGAUAUUGCAAUGGGACAGCGGGGCAUGUAUAUGUCGAUGCUGAAACACGCCGGGUUCCUUGAUCCACAGCCAUCAAUGCCAAUCUUUGAUGGGUCCUCCAAUACGGAGCUUCAAUGGAGAGCUUGGAUCAACCGAGAGACAAGGAACAGAUUGGUGUAUAAUUAUGUUAUGCUUGAUCAGGAGCUCAGUCUUUUCCAUGAUACAGCACCGUUCUUUGCCAUCACAGAACUUCAGUGCCCAUUACCUGCCCCCGAAGUCCUUUGGAUGGCGGCCGAUUCGGAACAAUGGGUCAAUGCCAUGCAGUCUGUCUACGGCUGCUCUCCCAACAUCAGCCCAGAGUUACUGGGCACUCCAUCGAUUACACCUUCUCUAUAUGAUCUUUUUCAAGACUUCCUUCAAGAUAACCUUUCUAGGAGAUCACCGACUCUUUCUGCACAAAGACUCAGGCUGAUCCUCCACCCGCUGCAAGCACUACUUUGUCACCUCCGCCAGAUGUUGUCGUGCUUUUCCGAGAGUCACAACGGCCGGCGAACCAGUACUCGAACCGUCACAAAGGCUUCGACUCUGCUUCGUCUGGAGGAGGUCCAGUCAUUGUUACAAAAAUGGUAUGAUCUCACGAUGGACUACAGCAAAGAUCACCCAGGGUGUCCCGUUACGCGCUGUAAUCUUGUGCUCUACCACCUCAUCGCCCUCAACGCAGUGACGAAUUUCCCAGAGAUCGAACGUCUGGCUCGCCGCGAGGGACUUGACGGGGCAGGUUCCUCCUGGGAGCUUGCCCUACGCUACAAGCGGCCCCAGAAGAGCAACAACCCCGGUGGUCAUCGAUCAGGUCUCUCCUGA